This is a messenger RNA of Pundamilia nyererei, 3976 nucleotides long. RefSeq names its product striatin, calmodulin binding protein 4 (gene strn4). Lineage: Eukaryota; Metazoa; Chordata; Actinopteri; Cichliformes; Cichlidae. The transcript is spliced from 18 exons. Gene Ontology annotation, cellular component: dendrite. The record is from RefSeq and is a predicted model, not a curated record. The coding region runs from base 171 to 2492 and encodes 773 amino acids. Gene Ontology annotation, molecular function: protein-containing complex binding; calmodulin binding; armadillo repeat domain binding.
ACAGAAUAGUAAUUUUUCUCUGUGCGUGUGAGAAAGGAAGAAAGGAGGGUAGCUUAUAGUGAAGUGGAGCUGGGUUUGGAAAAGGGCACGGAGUACUUUUUUUUAUAUUUAUAUUCGUCCAUUCUGCCCAUUCCCAUCUCAUUAUCCUGGCGAAAGGUUGAACAGUUAAAAUGGAGGCGGACAGAACCGGCGGAGGAUCUAACCCGAACUCCGGAGUCGGCGGCGGCAGCAGUGGAACGGGGCGCAACCCAAACGGGCCUAAAGCAGGACCGGGCCAGGCGACAUCAGCUGGUGGGACCGGGGCAAUGGCAGCGGCCGCAGCAGCAGCCGCCGGGGCCGUCCCCGGACCGUUGCAGCAGUCACGGGAGCCGCAGGACGGGGAGUCGGGGAUGACGCUUCCUGGGAUCCUGCACUUCAUCCAGUACGAGUGGGGACGCUUCCAGGCCGAGAAAUACCGCUGGGAGGCUGAGAGAGACGAACUCAGGGCUCAGGUUGCGUUUCUUCAGGGUGAGAGGAAAGGGCAGGAGAAUAUGAAACAGGACCUGGUGAGGCGAAUCAAAAUGCUGGAGUACGCCCUCAAACAAGAGAGGGCUAAGCACCAAAAGCUGAAGACAGGAAAUGACCAGAGUCCUGGGGACAAGAAACCAGAGACAGAGGCAGAUCAACUUCCCAAUGGGCCGGCUGAGUCAGAUUCAGAGCCAGCCAAUCAGAUGUCCUGGAAGGAGGGACGUCAGCUACUACGCAAAUAUCUCGAGGAAGUGGGUUAUUCAGACACCAUUCUGGACAUGCGUUCUAAGCGCGUGCGCUCCCUUCUUGGGCGGAGCAGCCCUGAAGCUAACGGGCCCCCACCCAGUGAAAGCUGUCCUGAGCCUGAGCCACGAGCAGGUGGAGAGUCCUUGUUGGUCAGACAAAUAGAGGAACAGAUAAAAAGGAAUGCGGGCAAAGAAAGCUCUAAGGAACGUGUGGGGGGUUCAGUGCUGGAUAAGAUCCCCUUCCUGCAUGGCUGUGAGGACGAUGACGAAGACGACAGUGACGAGGAAGAUGAAUUCCAAGGCAUGGCCACCGAUUGCAUCGAUGGCCCGCGCAAGAACAAAAAGUCUCGCGUGAAGAUGGGUUCGGAACCUAUGACCACAGAUAUGGACCCUGAAGACGAAGAGGACGAGGACGACUCGGAAGACGCCCUCAAUGAGUUUGACUUCCUGGGCUCAGGGGAGGAUGGGGAGGGGGCGGGAGAGGCCCGGAUCUCAGGGGAUGGACGGGAGUUAGAAAACCGCAGGAACAAGUUACAAGGAAUGAUGUCAGAUUUCCCCCCUAAACCUACCCCGCCCCCUUCUGUAUCCGGACAGGCUCGCUCCGGGGAAGGUGGUGCCCUGGGUUUCUCCUCUGAUGUCUUCAUCAUGGAUGCUGUUGGCGGAGGUGACAUGAACCUGGGAGAGCUGGCUGAUCUCACUGUUGCCAAUGACAAUGAUCUUUCCAUGGAUUUGCAGGAUAACAGAGAAGAGUUUAAGAAGACAUGGAACCCCCGAUUCACACUACGCAGCCACUUUGACGCCAUCCGUGCUUUGACCUUUCACCCGAGCCAAGCAGUGCUGCUCACAGCCUCUGAGGAUGGCACACUAAAACUCUGGAACCUCAACAAGGCAAUGCACUCUAAAAAGAAUGCGGCUUUGGACGUUGAACCCAUCUAUACAUUUAGAGCACACAGUGGAGCUGUUCUUUCACUGACGAUGGGUGAAGAUGGAGAGUCCUGCUACAGUGGAGGUCUAGAUGGAUCCAUCAGGUGUUGGAAGAUGCCGGACCUGAAUGUGGAUCCCUAUGAUAACUAUGAUCCUGGUAUUGAAAGCAGUGUACUAGCAGGCCACGAGGACAGCGUGUGGGGUCUGACUUACUCUGCAGUUCACCAUCGUCUUGCCUCAUGUUCAGCAGAUGGCACCAUUCGUAUCUGGGAUCCUCAGAACUCAUCCCCCUGCAUGUCUGUCUUCAAUAAGGAGAGAGAGCACGGAACACCCACCUCAGUGGCAUUUGUAGCCACUGAUCCCAACCAGGUGGUGGUGUCAUUUGAUGGCGGUGAGACCCUCCUGUAUGACCUCAACACAGAGCAGAGUGUCACUAUGCUAGAUACACAGACCAAAGAUGGCAGUGAACUGAUCAACCGUGUCGUCAGUCACCCUUCUGAGCCCAUCUCCAUCACUGCACACGAGAACCGCACCAUCCGCUUUCUAGACAACAAGACAGGUAAAGUUGUCCACUCGAUGGUUGCGCACUUGGAUGCGGUCACCUGUCUUACUACAGACCCUAAAGGCACUUACCUCAUCUCUGGCAGCCACGACUGCUCGGUGCGCUUAUGGAUGCUGGACAACAGGACGUGCGUGCAGGAGAUCACUGCCCACAGGAAGAAGCAUGAUGAGGCCAUUCAUGACGUGGCCUUCCACUCUUCCCAGCCCUUCAUUGCCAGCGCCGGCGCAGAUGCACUUGCCAAAAUCUUUGUCUGACAUCACUGUCGUCGUUCUGAGUCCUACAUCAAUAACUGGGCCAAAAAAGACUGAAGACUACAGUGGAUACAUUUCACCUGCUCAUACAUACACACACACAAUUAGUCCUGCACCCCACUGGCUGGGUCAUCGCCACAGGACGUCAACCAUCAACUUCCUCCCCCUCCGCUCCGAAAACUCCUCACAGUUCUCUAAUGCCUCAGUGACUUCUUGUAAUACUAAUCACAUCUUGUAAUGCUUUUUUAUAACUUUCAAACUCUGGCUGCUCUGUUUUCAAGUAAUCAUAUUUGGAGUAACACUUUUCUACACUACAAUAUUCUGUUCUUUUUUUUCCUUUCCUUUUCACAAAGUACUAUGUGUGUACGCUUGUGCGCUUCAAGUGCUUGCACAAUGCUUGCAUUUCACUGAGAGCCGAGGGGGAAACACUUGAUUUUAAAUUGUUUUUUGUUUUUUUAACAGUUGAAACAUUGCUUGUGGCUAACACACAUACGUAGGCUUGACUUAAAGGAAUAACAGUUCUCAGCAUUGACGGAAAACACCUGACCUAACCUCUGCAUUGGGAAUCAAUGUGUUGCAUUCCAAAGACUCGGUGAGGAGGAUGUGUGUGUGGUGUUGGAGGAUGUUUGAGUUAGUCGUGUGUGCUGUGAGGAGGCACUAGAAAGCUGAAUAGUGUUGAUUGAACAACCUAGUUUCAUUGUAUGUCUGAUUGCUAUAGCGUCCCCGUGAUUCUGCCUCUACGUACGUGUGUGUGUGUGUGCGUGAGAUUAGAUGUCACUUAGAUAACUCUCACAAACUUAUUUCUACAGAUGUACAGUGCGUAUAGAGUCUCUCACACCGCAUGAACCAGCUUAGGAUGGAUAUGACUGAGCAUAGUUAAAGUCUGUAGACUAGAGAGGUGCGAGGCUGGCCUGGUGCUUUUUACUGUACAGAGGAGUGUAUGUGAGUGUGUGUGUAUGUUUGUAUAUGCACUAGUUCAACCACGGUGCUAUGAAAGACUUCAUCAGUCUUGAGUCAGAAUCAGGGACAUGUUUUGUGAGUGUUUCUCUCUCACUGGUCCACACGUGUACGUUCAGUAAAAUCAUCAUUCGUGUGACAUUUCGCUGUUGGAUCAUUUCAUUAAUUGUGGUCAAAUUUCAGAAUUGACAGUCCAUCCUAGUUAUGUUUUUCAUUAGAGGGAUGUGCAUAUGGUCGGCUUUGAGUGUCUCCGGCUCGAGCAGUGCAUCGAGCUGGUAAUUAUUUUACAGUGGAGGAGCUCGGAUGAGAGAUUGUCUCUUUGAAGUCGGUGCCAGUUUUUUUGCAGGCUGCUCGCGUCUCGUGAUUGUUUUUAUUUAUUCGGGCUUUCACAAAAGCCUGACAUCACCUUUACUCGAGUGAUGAGGUGAGGAUUUCUUCUUCUUGAAUGAUGAACACAGGGAGCACAUUAGCCGCAGAACUAAUCUAGUGAAGCGUGUGUCCUCUUCCUGAAGAGGGAUGCUGGACGGGUU